AUGGACCACGACGAUACCCGGGCAGUCGAGGAGACGGAAGCCGCCCGAGUAGAACGACUCGGACGUCAACGACCAGACAAGCUCACCUCGAUAUGGCGAGAGACUGGGUUCGUCUUCUCCAUUGUCAUGUCGCAGGUUCUGUCCGAAUACUUCGUCUCAGGUUUCACCGUCCUCAUCCCGACCGUCGUCAGGGAACUCGACAUACCACCCGCCGCUACAACAUGGCCAGCAAACGCCUUUUCAUUGACGCUAGCCGCGUUCCUCCUACCUUUCGGUCGGCUUGCAGAUAUCUAUGGUGGCUUUUACGUCUAUAUCGCAGGCUGCAUCUGGUACUGCGUCUGGUCCCUCAUCGCCGGCUUCUCCCAAAGCGAGCUCAUGCUGGAUUUCUGCCGCGCCCUACAAGGCCUGGGCCCGGCCGCUUUCCUCCCUGCCUCCUUGACCCUACUGGGUAGUAUGUAUCGCCCCGGACCAAGAAAGAACAUGGUCUUCUCCAUCUACGGCGCCAUGGCGGCGUUUGGCUUCUUCGUUGGGAUCUUCUUCGCUGGUGUUAGCGCACAAUAUGCUGGCUGGAGAUGGUACUUCUGGAUCGGUUGUCUGCUGUGUGGCUGUACGGCUGUCGUGGCAUACUUUGCUAUCCCGAACGAUUAUGCGGAGCACAAAGGUAAUGGUGUCAAGAUGGAUUGGUGGGGCAGUGCGACUACGAUUAUUGCUCUUAUCUUGCUCGUCUUCGCCGUCACGCAAAGCGCUCACGCACCCCAAGGUUGGGCUACGCCGUAUAUCUACGUCACUCUUAUACUGGCUGUGGCUGCUUUUGCGGCUACAAUCUAUGUCGAGGGCUGGGUGUCUGAGCAGCCAUUGCUACCCUUCGAGGUCUUCAAGAUCAAGUGCAUGAGCCCUUUCAUCAUCGGCCUGCUUUUCGCCUACGGUACUCUUGGGAUAUUCCUACUAUAUGCGACGUUAUACAUGCAAAACAUCUUCGGCAUCAGCCCCAUGCUAACAGUAGCAUGGUACGUCCCCAUGGCUCUCGGCGGCUGCAUCCUAGCCACAGUCGGCGGUCUCCUUCUCCAUGUCGUUCCACCCGUCAUUCUCAUGGCAAUCACCGGCGUUGCCAUAAUCAUCAACUCUGUCCUCUUCGCCACCGUCCCCGAACACGCCAGCUACUGGGCCUGGAUCUUUCCCGCCAUGAUCUGCGCAACCAUCGCCGUAGACCUGAUUUUCACAGUCGCGAAUGUCUUCCUCACGACAAGUAUGCCGGCACGACAGCAGGGCUUGGCUGGAGCUCUGGCGAAUGUGAUUCCGCAAUUUGCUAUUGCGCUUUGGUUGGGAUUUGCGGAUAUUGUUGUUACGGGGACUGCUGGGCAGGGGGAGAGACAGAGUUAUAAGAAUGCUUUUUGGUUUGAGAUGGCUUCUGGUGCGGCGGCGCUCGUUAUUUUCUUGGGGUUUGUAAGGAUCGAUCGGGCGAAGAGCGAUCUUACGGCGGAUGAGAAGGAGAAGCAGAAGGGUCAGGAAGCUGUUGUGCCGGAGCAAGUUGCGGAAAAGCCCUGA
Messenger RNA from Recurvomyces mirabilis, 1545 nucleotides. RefSeq lists its product as uncharacterized. Gene Ontology annotation, cellular component: membrane. Gene Ontology annotation, biological process: transmembrane transport. Gene Ontology annotation, molecular function: transmembrane transporter activity. Lineage: Eukaryota; Fungi; Ascomycota; Dothideomycetes; Mycosphaerellales; Teratosphaeriaceae. The coding region runs from base 1 to 1545 and encodes 514 amino acids. The transcript has 2 exons. The record is from RefSeq and is a predicted model, not a curated record.